This is a messenger RNA of Rotaria sp. Silwood1, 1420 nucleotides long. NCBI's taxonomy places the organism in Eukaryota, Metazoa, Rotifera, Eurotatoria, Philodinida, Philodinidae. The record is from the annotation of a GenBank genome assembly.
AUGAUGAAAAGUGCAUUACCACCAAAUUGUUCUUCAGCCACUCGACGGUCUUUUGUUGUUGAAGUGAAAGCUGGCCAAAUAAUUUUUGAUCCAACAGCUCUAUCACCUCGUCAAUAUCAAUAUCGUUUACCUUAUCGAUUGAAUCGAUCAUUACCAAAUUCACCUCGUCUAUUAAGUCGAUGUACUACACAUUCAACAACACCAGUAUCAAAAUCGGUUCGAAUAUCUACUCAAUCUAUUCCAUCGCAUACUAUUCAUUGUCGAUCGAGAUCUACUUCUCGACCACUUGAAUCAAUAUUACGUCAUAGUAGUGCCCAUGGAGUAAAAUAUUGAAGGAAACGGACUGCGUAACGCGUUUCCGAGAUUGUAGCAUGCGUUUCGCAACGUUUUUGCAAUAUAGAACGCGUUUCGCAGCAUUCUUACUUACAUAAAAUGCGUUUUGCCACAGUCGUUUUUUGAAACGAUCCGAAACGCUUUUUUCAAGAUUGCGUUUCGAGGCGUUUCCGAAUUAAAAUGCUGUCGAACGCACUUUGGUCGACAGGCGACGCGUUCCACAGAUACAAAUUGGGGGAAACGUAAAACGCGUUUCUUUUUCAAAUGUGUGUUGCAUUGUUUUUGCUUGGAAUGAUGCAAAAUAUAUCCAUUCUGCAUACAGAAUCUUGCAAAAAUUCACCAACACAAAGCAUAGGAGUUAAGCAAAGUAAAUUCUUUAAAAUUACUUUGGAAAUGAUAUGAAAUAGUACUUGAAAGUUUUGCUCCUUGCACUAUUUUUGUACGUGAAAAUCAUGACCCAGGAUUUUAUGAAGGCAAGACUAAAAUCAAAGUCUUGGAAAUUUUUAGGCUGCUAGGCUGUUAUCUAGACCUAAUUCGAAGUUAGACUAAUGUAAAACAUCAAAGUGUAACAAAAAAUAUAUUCUUCUUACUUAAAAACUCAUUUCACCAAGUUUUUAUUGAAAGAAAACGUGUUUCGUAAGGUUUACUUAAGAAUUGUUUUCGACUUGUACACGGAAGGAGAUGAUUCCGUCACGCUCGUUUGUAAUGAAUGAAAAGUUACAGACAAAUUUGCAGUGUCUCAUUUUGACAAGCACAAUUUUUUGUCCAAGAUUGCAAAUGCAUUGGAUUCUAGAGAUCGAAUCAUUUGUAUGAAAUAAAACAAAUAAAGCGUGACGGAAUCACGUUUUACGUGGACAGGUCGUUUUAAAUAUUGAGCAUUUCGAAGAGAUUUAGUAAAGACUGAUACUAAUAUAAUUAGUAUAGUAACUCUCUUCGGUUAUUUGUGAACAAAAGAAUUAUCGUGUUAUCUAUAAUUUGAAUAAAUAUUAGUUUGAGUUCAUACUCGAACUAAUUGAUAAUAACUAAUGAUACUGUGUACAAUACUAGUAAACAUGAUUUUAGUUUGUACAUUGUUGAAGGAAGAGUG